This is a messenger RNA of Anolis carolinensis (green anole), 1881 nucleotides long. RefSeq names its product solute carrier family 66 member 3 (gene slc66a3). The coding region runs from base 115 to 723 and encodes 202 amino acids. The record is from RefSeq and is a predicted model, not a curated record. The transcript has 7 exons. NCBI's taxonomy places the organism in Eukaryota, Metazoa, Chordata, Lepidosauria, Squamata, Anolidae.
CUGGUGUGCUUGCCCACGUGGCCCACGAAGGCGGGUCUGUCUUGCAAGCCUCCUCUUGCUCCUGCUGCUGCUGCUGCCGCCGCGGAGUCGGUCCUUCUUGGCCCCGGAGCCGCGAUGGGCUCGCUGUUGCUGGACGUGGCCAACGGGAGCACCCUGCUGGCCUGCCUGGUGCUCAAGCUGCCCCAGGGCCUGGCCCUCCUGGCCGCCAAGUCCGCCCGGGGAGUCAGCCUCGAGAGCCUCCUCCUGGAGCUGGCCGGCUUCCUUGUAUGCCUGCGGUACAUGAAUUACUACAGCUAUCCCCUGCCAACGUAUGUAGAGUAUCCCAUCAUCAUUGUACAAGAUAUCAUUCUUUUGCUCUUUGUUCUACAUUACAAUGGCAAACUGAAGCAUGCUUUGCCUUACACAGCCAUAUUUGCGUCAGGGUGGUACAUGCUAACUCUGCAGAAAUGGAUAUUGGAUCUGACUAUGAACCUGAGCACUCUGAUCAGCGCAGCAAGUAAACUGGUGCAGCUCCGAUAUCUCUGGCAGACUAAGGAUUCUGGGCAAGUGAGUGCCACGACUUGGGGCUUAGCUAUCUACACAUGUGCAACAAGAAUAUAUACAACUUUAGUGACAACAAACGAUGCCACAGUUCUUAUCCGUUUCAUAGUCAUGUUGGCUCUGAAUACUUGGGUCCUGGCAACUGUGCUAUACUACAGGAAGACAACUAAGAAGACUGACUAAGAGCAAACUCUUCAGCCUCUUUCAACUAGUGUGGACCAAAAAGGAAGAAUGGAGUCUAAGAUAAAGGCCAAAAUAUAAUCUUCUUCAGAAUACUGACACUCCAUGCAGGAAGAAGUUUCUGAUAGUUUUGUAAAUAAAGAUGUCAGUAUGAAUAUAGGAGCGGAGUUUUGAAAUUUGAUGGGAUACAUAGCCAACAAGCAUUGCAUUAUGAGAAACCAUAAUUAAUGGAUAAUAUUUUCAGACUGAACUACUUAAGAACGUAUGUGUACUUGUAACUCCUCUGAGAUAUGUCUGGUCAGCAUUUCUAGACCAGUAUCUCAGGAUCUUUCCACGAAACAACAAUUCUUGCUGAAGUUGUUAGUAUAUUUCUCAAGACUCAUUUGUCAUAUUCAGAGCUGUUAUUGUGUACCAUGAAAGGAUGAGUGAUGCGUCAUCUUAGUGGAUGAUGGGGUUACAUCUUCUUGAAUAGAUGUUUUCAGUUAUUUUCCAUCUUAUCUGGGAAAAGAAUACCACAAUUGUAAAUGAAUUCAUAAUUCAAUCUUAUACUGUGUAUAAGCAGUAAGCACUCCUGGACUGAUGUCAUGUUGGACGGAGAAGUAAAUGAGAGCACCUCUUUUAGUAGCCUUUAUUGUUAUGCUUGCUUGAUAAAGCAAUUGUCUCUGUUGCUGGAAAGUUAAUUGUUCCUAAGUCCCAUUAACUACAAAAAAGAUUUAAGGUAUUGCUACUUUUUAUUGGAUUGGAGUCCUGUUUUAGAAGCAUUUUCCCCAUGCCAUUAUCUCUUUUGUUAAAGUCUAUGAAAGAAAUAAACAAUAUGCAUGCUUCCACAAAGGUUCUUUCAGAACGGCUUCAGAUAUAAGAAUGUUUCAGCUGAAACAUGAAUUGAGUCUUCUUAUAAUAGGGGUAGUAUGAAAAUCCCUGUGCUCCAUGCAUAAUCCUGUGUUCUGUUUCUCCAUCUGCCUCGCUGUAAACUUUGCAUAGAAUCUCAACUGCAAAUUUUGAUCACACCAACUCAAUUAGAGGACUACUUCUUCAGCUGGAAUGACAGCAUGUGUACCAGUACAUGUUUUUCAGCUGUUUUAUGAUCUUUUUGUACAAGCCAUGGAAAUGGUUAUGGAUAAAAAAGCCCACCAUGCAAAUAAAAGGUUUUUCUAUAUUAAA